AAAAUGUAAAACUUACGCAUGCCAUUUGUCCUCUAUCAUGUUUGUAUAAUUAAUGAUCGAUUAGCAAAAUUCUAUGUCGCAACAGUUGUCUUAUGAUUUUGCAUUAAGGUGUAUAAGUAAGGCUCGAACAUUCGACCUCCUGAUUACAGAACAGGAGCCUUAUGAUCCAUUAGGCCAUUGCAGCCAUUUGAAAUAGAACAUGUAUUAAUAUCUUGCGGGUUUCCUGUUCGGGUGGGCCACUAAGGCCCAUUUGGACCUCUUGUUUUAUAUCGGUGUAAACAUGUCCCUAGAAAUUGAAAGCUAAAAGCGUAAUAACAGCGUAAUAACAUGAAAUUUACGUACAUGUAAUUGUAUUGUAAGCAAAGUAUCGUGAAAUGUCAAGAACGUGAUGUUUGAACAUUUGUGCAAGAGAUUUCCUAUGUUCGGCCUUUCAGGUCUUCUUGUGGCGUGUGAUUGUUGUUGAGUUGUUAUUAAGGGAAUAGAUGGCCAAAUGUCUGCACGAACUCAUUCUCGCAUACCAGAUGUCUACCGUGGUUCCCAGGAUGGUUCGUCUCGUGAUUUUGACGAACAUGUGAUGGAUGAGAAUGGCACGAACUGCGCUUAAUCAAUUUGCAGUUAGAAUUAAACUUAACAGGCUUGAGAAAAAUGCAGCCGGACAUGGCAUUUGAAUGACACGUACGUCUUUCAGUACAAUCCACUCAAAGCAGAAACUUUGCGAACUGGCCUGUGCUGUUUCUUAUUAACGGUAAUGGCAGCACUUUCAACAAACAUUAUGUAGUAAAUAACAACUCGUAGGCUCAAUCCAUUAAUACACUGGCAAAUUAGCAAGAUUUGUUUACACUGGCGUAAAACUGACAUGGAAUUUGUGUAAACGGAGGUUUUUGUUUACAGUACAGUCAUGACGAUUUACAACAAAAAUGGCAGUAUGGCAGUAACUAUUGUACAACGAUUAACAACACAAGUUAUGCAGGCGUUGAACAACACAAAUGCGACAGUCAAUGUGCCGAAUUCCGGUAAUAUACAGCUUGAUGAUGAGGACGACUUCGUGGAUAGAAAUAAAUGGAAAAGUGUUGAAAAAAUGGUUCAAAUUCUUUAUAACCUGAGCACUGCUUUGGCCGUCAUCUCGUCACUAGUAGGCAUGCUCCUCUUCCUCACCAUACUGGACAGGAACCUGCGCGAAAAAUCUCAGAUGUGGUACCUGUAUCACCUAACGGCCCUCUCUGUAUUUGCUGGAUUAAUUCUGCACACAGCCUCUCAUGCCGGAAUUCUAAAUGACAGCAGACAGGCAUGCUACUUUAUCAUGUAUGGUGCAGAGUAUGUCACCUUCGGCUUAGGGAUGAACGUUAUUUUGAUCAAUAUCGAAGUAAUUUUCACUAAGAUUUUGAACCUUGAGAAAUGGGCCUCAAAUUCAUUUUACAGAUUUCUUACAUCGAUCCUGUUCGGCUGGCUUAUCGUCUGCAUGGUUAUUGCUCACGUGAUCAUUAACAACAAUAGUGCCAGUGAAAACACCUUUUGUUUCAUGCUGAAGCAGAAAUCGUUAAGAACGGCAAGAGUUGUCCUUCGUUCUCUCGUGCCGUGUGUCGUCUGCUUCCUGAUCACCUUUGCUGCAUUGAUCACUUACUAUCUGAAACGGUCCAGGAUCACUUUUACGACAAUGUCUGGAGAACUGAAAGAAAUACGAACAGAGGGUCGCAACGAUGAAUCACAAUGGCUGAGAUGUGUCAUUUUCAUGAACAUCGUUUUCUUUAUCCGGGAGAUUGCCAUGGUGGUUUUGUACUUCAAGGAUACAAUUCAAGGCCCCGACGAGUAUAAAUGGAUAAUUUUCGUUAUAUUUGUUCACGUUCAGGCAAUGUACACUGUGCCAUUCUGUAUGUUCUUUAUAGAAGACGUGCGCAUGUCGCUGAAAACUAUCGCAAUGAAAGUUUUGCAAAAAAUUUCGUUCGGGAAACUGAGGCUUGGAGAUGACCUUGAAAGCUUAGCCGUUAGUUUUGGUAACCCGUCUCAUUCCGAUAACUCAUAAAAAAACUUUGGCAAUGGCAUAUAAUGAAUGCACUUUUAUUAAUGUUUUAUAUGUAUACGCCUCUCGCAACUCUUUACAAUUAUCUAAAAAGACGCUUUAUAGUGUAGUCUCUUUAAUCAAAAGUUGUUUUUACAUGAAAUUUAACAUAUUAAAAGCUUUUCACAUGUG
This is a messenger RNA of Mercenaria mercenaria, 2188 nucleotides long. RefSeq lists its product as uncharacterized. NCBI's taxonomy places the organism in Eukaryota, Metazoa, Mollusca, Bivalvia, Venerida, Veneridae. The record is from RefSeq and is a predicted model, not a curated record. The transcript has 5 exons. Bases 899 to 2020 code for a protein of 373 amino acids.